AAAUUGUUUAGAUGACGAAUAUCUUAAUCGUUUCAAGUUGCCACAAUCUUCAGUAAAUGUUGCGUCAACUAGUACCGGGAGAUUCGUCAGUUUUUGGUUAAGUGUGAUAGCCAGUGACUCCAGAUUCAUCAGAGAUUCUAGAGUCACCCAUAAAAGCCUAGAAGCAGAGGAUGCAAGUCAUCACUGAUAUCUCACAAGAAGUAUCUGAAACUGCCCACACCUUAGAAUCAUGUGCCAUUGAAUAUUUUACAGGAUAUGUCGCUAUGAAAAACAUUAAAAAAACCAACUGCGACAUAUGCAAGGCAGAAUUAUUAGAUAGUACAACGGUUCUUUCAUGAAAUUAACGGAUUUUAAUCUUUCUUCGUGCCUAUAAGAAAAAGAACAGUGAUUCAGAUUUUGGAAGUUUUAUAGCCCCUAGCAAAAAAAUUUCUUUUCUAUUCCGUAUAUUUAAUGCUAUUUUUGAUCAAAUAUAUCCUACCUUGCUGGCUGAAGAAGGCAUUCUUGAUAAAAUAUUUUCUUAUUUUGUAUAAGAUGUUAACAAUUCACCUGAGCUUCAUGGUUGGUUUGACAGUAAGAAGUGUAACGAACAUUAAAAUUGCGGAACAUCCACAAAAAAAAAUUCAAGUCGUCCAUCUUCAGAUUUUGCAAGUUCUAGUGAGAGAACAAAGCGAAGAAGAACUGAAGACAUUCGUUCAAAAUAAAGCGUACAAGAAUUGUGUUAUGCUACACAAAUGACUCUUCGAGCUGCAGGACACAAUUGGACGCUGCUAAGGUUGUAAAGGAUAUGACAGUGGGUAGCCCGUCAAAAGCUCAGAAACACGGGAAAUGUAUACAGUCGACUUCCGAAAGUACUUUUACAGGUGAUUCUGUUUUGUCGUUGUUAGUUGAGUUGAAAUUCUCAAGAAGUCCUUUUUCAAAAGAUUCAACCUUUUGAAAUAUAACCGACGUAACGUACUUUUAUCAAUUAGGUUUGUUUAGUUUAAUUCCUAUUCUAUUCCACUGCGUGUAAAAACAUUGAACAGUGUAUAUACCAUGUAUUUGAUAAAUAGCAGACGAAAAUGGGGGCACAAAACGGAGGAUUUUAUUUAUAUAAUAUACCAUUUAAAGCUAAACGUUCUAUAUCGUCACUUAGUACUCAAAAUCAUUAUUAGUACCAAUUAUAUCUCGAAUAGUGUAAGAAACUGCAACCAGGUUCCCGUGUUAAAAUAAAGUUUUUUAUAAAACCACAAAUACGCAGUUUCGCCCCGUAACAAAGCGUUUUUAAUCUGUCGUGUAUUGACUGCUAACUCGACCGAUACUUUUGUGACGCACUUGAUGAUUAAGCUAUCUCUUUUCACGGUACCCACGGAUGCUUUAUACUUUUACAAGCAUUUGCGUUUUAUAUAAAUCGCAAUAACAAGUCAUCUGUUUGUAGGAGUAUGAUAUUUUUUGAAAAGAUAAACAUGUUAUUUCAGAAACACGUUCAAAACAUGCAAUGACGUGCGUUCCUCAUGAUAGUAUCUUAUAAUAGCAUGACACGCUGUAUCGAGAAAGCGUGUGGCAGUAGGUUCGUCUCGAGUCGUGCUCUGUGGCAAAAUGAUUUAUAUUAAUCCUGCAAAUGUAAUUAAUUUGCUAUUGACUACAUCUCAUUUUAUGCAGUUUGCACUGAUUCCAGUCACUUACAAAGAAGUUGUAUUAUACGAAGUACUACAAGAUAUCAUAACAAGAAGCAUUGAAGAAUCAAUUAAUCGUUUUUUGCUGAAGACGAUGAAGCUUUAGAUUUUGAAGAGCCAAGACCAGUAGUAGCAGAGAUUGUAGAUCCACCAUUUGAUGCUGCUGAUACUGACGAUGAAGCUGUAGAGGAAGAACACAUGUGCAUUCCAGAGAAACAAGAAUAUGAGGUCGACUUCGAAUAUAUUAUGAAAAGAAGGUGGUAGAAUUUUGGAAAAGUACACCAAGUAAACGGAAACCUGUUUAAUUUUCGAAAGGUUCGAACACGUGAACAGUUGUACAGAUGAGAAAAAUACGUCGAAGCAGAUGGAACGCGAAGAGGUAAGUUAUUGUAUAUUUCUGAUUUUACUCUUUCGAUGUUUCGUGAUGCUCUUGAAAGAGGAUCCAUAGUCCAUGAUAUUGAUAUUCAAAAAUGAAGUAAAAGAAAACAUUGAUUUGCCAACAACCAAAGCAGAAAAGUGGUGGACAUUUAAAUUUAAAAAACUUCAUGGAAUAAUUUCACGUAAAAAACAAAAUUUGUAACUUACCGGGAGUGCGAAAAUACUCAAUACAAUUAUCGAUAAUUGUCAGAUACAAUUAUCAAUAAUUGUAUGAGACUAGACUCAUUCGAUAGGACUCGUCGAGAUCUAUCAGGGGACAUAUCCUAAUUUUGAUUCUACAGGCGGUGAAACAUGGAGCUGCCGCCAUUUAUAUUAACCCAAUAAAUGUUGCUUAUUCUAUUAUCCAUAGCUUUUAAUUCUGUGGAUUAAAAUGAUACGCCUAUUAACAGUGCCGAGAUAGAGUUAAAAGAUAUUUUAUACAAUAUAAUUGUGCAACAUACGGAAGAUCCAACAUUCAAUGCGGAACAAGAAACAUAUUUGGACAUUGAAGUAGACUGGGUAAACAGUAAAGAUCAUGUUAUUAAUUUCGAAUGGUUGGAAGAAACGGAAAUCGAAAGAAACAGGAUCAACAACCAGAUAAAUGUACGCCCAGUGAAACACCAAUAAGUUUCGAGCACACAAGAGUACGGUGGAAUACUGGAAGAGUGAUUAUACAUACAAAAAAUGUUAUACAAGCAAUACGGUCAAAUAUAAAAGUACAUGACAUAGAUAUUCGACGGUGGGCGUUACAAGCAAAAUUGGAAGAAGAUUUAGCAUCAUUUACAGCUGGUCGUACAUGGCUGUUAAAAUUUAAAAAAGCAUAUGGCAUAGUAUCGCAAAAAGUUACGAAGUUUGUGACGAGGCCCAAUAUCGAUAAAGAACCAGAACUGAUUUCAAGUUCUCAUAAUUUUCUGGAGCGUGUUAAAUCCUAUACCGAUCGUUACGGAUUUGAGAAUUUGUAUAAUUCGGAUCAAAGUGAUUUCAACCUCGAACUACAUUCUGGACGAACUUUGGCGUUGAAAGGAAACAUUUGGAGAGUUUGGACCUAGGGUACAGCAGACCUUUGGCUACCGCGUCAACAUCUGGAAAACUGACCAAUGAACAUUUUAAAAUUUGGUUAAAAGAAGUUUACUUUCCUAAUACAAACGAUAAGACUGCUUUACUAUUAGAAUCUUGGAGUGGACAUUGUGGUGGUAGUAUUGUGGAAGCUACACCGGAAAAUAAAGAAUUAGUAGUAUUUACGAUUGCAGCAGGGACUACAAAAUAUUUACAACCAUUAGACGUGUACGGAUUUCGUGUAUGGAAAAAUUUUGUUCGCCGGUUUUCGGACACAGUCAUCCUAUUACAUUACGAGAUUAAUCUCCACACGAGGGACAAUAUUUUAAAACUUCAGUCGCUGGCUCAUAAUCAAUUUUCUUCCCCGCGAUUUGAAAAUUUUAUUAAAUAUUCAUGGUAUAAAAGUGGAUAUGUAUCAUCGAGACCACCUCAUUUUGAAAAUCCCGUGGAGUUCUGCUAUGCUGCAGAUAAUGAAGCACGAUGUCACGUAUGUGGUGAUGUGGCUAUUAUUACUUGUGCUUGGUGCCGAAAGCCUUUAUGUUUGAAGCAUUUCUUCGAUGAUUAUCAUUUUUGUCAUGAGUAUGUUCCUUAAGUUACACAAAUCACUUGUUGCAUAUUAAAAUUAUCAAUUUAAUACAUCUACCAUCGAGUAUGUAUAACUUUAAUUAUUUUAUAUCAUGCGAUACAAAUUUAACAAGAUUAACCAUUGUAUGUUAACCAUAGGCGAUCAGACACACAUACGGAGAUUCAAAAUCAUGAAAAUUAAUUAAAUUUGAUUUUUAAGCCCACCCGUAAUAUAUGUAUAUAUGUAAUAUAU
This is a messenger RNA of Osmia bicornis bicornis, 3942 nucleotides long. RefSeq lists its product as uncharacterized. NCBI's taxonomy places the organism in Eukaryota, Metazoa, Arthropoda, Insecta, Hymenoptera, Megachilidae. The record is from RefSeq and is a predicted model, not a curated record. The transcript has 3 exons. The coding region runs from base 2621 to 3118 and encodes 165 amino acids.